Colletotrichum tamarilloi is the source of this 744-nucleotide messenger RNA. RefSeq names its product initiation-specific alpha-1,6-mannosyltransferase. Gene Ontology annotation, molecular function: alpha-1,6-mannosyltransferase activity. Gene Ontology annotation, biological process: protein N-linked glycosylation. The transcript has 2 exons. Bases 1 to 744 code for a protein of 247 amino acids. The record is from RefSeq and is a predicted model, not a curated record. Gene Ontology annotation, cellular component: mannan polymerase complex. NCBI's taxonomy places the organism in Eukaryota, Fungi, Ascomycota, Sordariomycetes, Glomerellales, Glomerellaceae.
AUGAAUGACUCCGUGAGAUGGACGACGAUGGAGCACAUCAGCACGUGGCUGGCCCUCAACGGAGGACAUACGUACGCUCUGGUCGACGGCAAAAGCAGCGACAGCUUUGUGAAGUCACACUACGGUAAUACCUCUGAUGUUUAUCACACGUACGAGCAACUGGGCAAUGCUGGUAUGGGGUCUAGUCUGCUUCGAUAUCUCCUCCUGGAAGCUGGAGGCGGAAUCUAUACCGAUCUAGACACUGUCGCCCUGAAGCCCAUUGAUACAUGGGUUCCAGGCCAUCUGCAGAGUCAUGUCCGCUUAGUUGUCGGCAUCAUAUACGAUCAGCAAGACCAUGCGCCACAAAAGGACAAAGCUUACCCGUUGCAGUUUGCCCAUUCGACAAUUGCUGCUGCACCUGGGCAUCCGGUUAUCCACAGCAUGAUUUCCCAGGUGGUCACGUCCAUGAGGCGUCCUAUGGUCCAAAACGGAGUCGACGAGGCAAAAGACAGGCCUAGCAGCUCCGAUAUUUCGUACAUCACCGGUUCUGCAGUGUGGACAAAAGUUAUAUUUGACUACUUGCAAUCUAUGAACUCAGAUUUGACGGACAUCAUGAGUUUUUCAUACUUGGAAAGACCGACAUUGUGCGGGGAUGUGCUCAUAUUGCCCAUCGACGGCUUUGGCAUGGGUCAGAACCAUUCGGGGAGCGCCAAUAAUGGGCAGAUUCCAGACAAUGCACUUGCAAGCCGCUUGAUACGCGGCUGA